CAGAAACGUGUUUCCCGCUGAGCACGAUUGCAGAGCGAGUCAAAGCCCCUGCGAAACCUGGCGCAAUGGCCGUCGAGGACGGCCAAAGCAUCGGGGAUGUGUGCCAUGCAAACUCAAGGCUUCUUACCUUCUACCGAUGGACGCGCCGCGGAAGACAGCCGAGUGGGGGUAAGUAAAUCUUGGAUCUGGGGUGUUUCCUUCGAGAAUUAGAUGCCAGGAUUGUCUUGUGCUCUAGGCCUUUGUUUGAGCCGGCGAGGCUUAACAGCGGACGGAAUUUUGCAAACGGGCUUCGCCACAAGCACUUGACAUCGUGAUAAUAUCACCGAGUGAAGAACGUGAUCGCCGCUCCUCGCGCUAUCAGCAAGACUUCAUCAAUUAGCUCGGAACCAAGCUAGACUAGGACACCAAAACUUCGACAUGACGGACUUCAAGACAGAAUCACCACCACCGGCGACGCCAGCCUUUCUCAAGCUCUCAUACCCAGCUCCCCGCGUAUUGCUUGUGCGCAUGGACAGGCCAAAAGACCUCAACGCCAUGUCCACAGCGGCCCAGUGGGAGAUGGACUCAAUCUGGAAAUGGUAUGACCAAGAACCCAAUCUCAGCGUCGCAAUCAUCACAGGCACGGGAAGGGCCUUUUCGGCCGGAGCAGAUCUCAAGGAGUGGAACAACAGCAUGGCCGCAGACGCCGAUCCAAGCCAGCGCAUGGGCAAUGCGCCUGCUUUCAAGCCGUUGAGUAGGAGAUUGGGCAAGAAACCAGUCAUUGCGGCCGUCAACGGUCUCGCCAUGGGUGGCGGGUGCGAGUUCAUCGUCAACUGCGACCUCGUCGUCGCUGCUGAGGACGCUUACUUUGGGCUUCCCGAGGUCAAGAGAGGCAUCGCGGCCAUAGGCGGAGCUUUGCCGCGACUCAUACGGACCAUCGGACUUCAGAGAGCAAGCGAAUUUGCGCUUACAGGGCGCAAUGUCUCAGCGCAAGAGAUGGAGCAAUGGGGCAUCGUGAACAAGGUGGUGCCCAAGGAAAAGGUCGUCGAGGAGGCGGUGCGUUAUGCUAAGAUGAUUGCAGCCAACUCCCCGGAUGCCAUUAUAUGCACGCGAGCUGGUUUGAGGCAGGGCUGGGAGACGGCAUCCGUAGAGCGGGCAGUCGAGUGGACGCUGGAGAAGGAGUUUGCGGAGCUGCAAAGGGGCGAGAACAUGCUCGAAGGCCUCAAAGCAUUCUCUGAGAAACGAGAUCCCCGUUGGAAAGGUAGCAAGCUGUGAGAAGGAUGGGGUCUACACUAAUUCCAAACAUGCCGUUCGAAAGGAAAAAGAAGAUCCCGUCUGAUGGGAAACCCGGACGAACUAGAUCUGUGUGGCCCUCUUCCCCAAAGCUUUUGCUCGACCACCGUCUAGACUAAUCAAACCCGUCGUCCGAAACCGGUUGAGAUCAACUAGCUAGGUUCGUCCUUCUUUGUAAAUAGUCGAUAUGUAGAAUAAC
This is a messenger RNA of Colletotrichum godetiae, 1471 nucleotides long. Its product is annotated as enoyl-CoA hydratase/isomerase. Bases 418 to 1254 code for a protein of 278 amino acids. Gene Ontology annotation, biological process: fatty acid beta-oxidation. Gene Ontology annotation, molecular function: enoyl-CoA hydratase activity. The record is from RefSeq and is a predicted model, not a curated record. The transcript has a single exon. Gene Ontology annotation, cellular component: mitochondrion. NCBI's taxonomy places the organism in Eukaryota, Fungi, Ascomycota, Sordariomycetes, Glomerellales, Glomerellaceae.